GCAAACACUUAAAGAUCGGUUUUGGGGCCCACUACAUCGGUUCAUUGAACAGCCUUUUAAAAAACAAACGGAAACAAUGGAGUUAUUUGCUAGCUGGGGCUAUACCGCAUUGGUUCUAAUUUUGGCCGUGUCCCCAAUCGUGGACGCUCAACCAACAGGCGACGCGGCUCAAGAGUUAGCCCUCUGCGCGAACGAGACGUGCCAGGCGGGAGAAUUCUUUGACCACAGCAUUGGUCGCUGCGGGCCGUGCCCACCGGGUACCUACAUGGACGUGGGUGACCACAACUGUUCGAGCUGCAAACCGUGCACUCCGGUGGACGCCGCGGCCGACCGGGAAACUUUAGUGACGUCAUGCACGCGUCAAGCCGACACCGUCAUCGGAUGUCAGCCCGGGCGCUACAUGGUCAGGCGUCGCGUGGAUCUCUUCACGGUCACGUCCUGUCAUCUGUGCGGCGACUGCGCCGAGGGGGAAAAAGUGGUGCGCGAAUGUGGUGGGUUCGAUGACGUGGUGUGCAGCUCGGGCGCGAACAGCAAACCCGGCCCAUACGCAAUCCUUAUUUUCGUCACGGUCGUGGCGAUGCUCAUUUUGGUGGUGAUCUGUGUGAUGAAAUUCAAACUUAGCCUCGCAUUAGCCGGCUCCUUGAGGGAGCAUUUUCAAGUCAAGCCCUACAAGGAGCGACCCACGUUUUCCAAUGUCUGACUAUCUGUAUUGUGGACCACUUGCUCUAACACUGCUAUUCAAUGAUAGCUUACAUAAACGUAGCUUCUAAAUUGGUUUUAAAAAAUGCUAACGUUUGCCACACGGCAAGGGGGAAAGAAAACGUCUAUUGGUGUCCUCGGUGUUUAGGAUGUGUACGAUGCAUUGAAUGAUAAUCUAAGAUUAUUGAAUGCUUAUCUAAAUCUAAAAGGGGUAGCCUAUAACUAUCAUACACGUGUAUUUUUGGACAGCCUUACAUUCCCUUAAAACAGUCGGGUAUAACAGAAAUAUCCCUUUAGCCCAACAAGCGUAACAAAGAAAUCACUUUUGCCAAACGAGUGUAACAAAAAUAUCACUUUCGAAAAACGAGCGUAACAAAUCACUUAAGACAAACGGGUAUAGAAAAAAAUAUCACCUAGGGCAGAGGGUCUUAACCUGGGUUCGAUCGAACCCCAGGGGUUCGGUGAGUCAGUCAGUCUCAAGGGUUAGGCGGAGGUCCCAAAAAAAAUCAGAAUUAAAAAAAUCAUAUUUUAUUUUUCCUAUUAUGAAGGGGUUCGGUGAAUGCGCAUAUGAAACUGGUGGGGUUCGGUACCUCCAAAACGGUUAAGAACCACUGACCUAGGACAAACGGGCGUUAAAAAAAUAUCACUUUCGCCUAACGGGUGGAACCAACAAAAAGUUCAAUAAUAAAAAGGCUGAGCAGUAUUUAGGUUAAACAUUAUUGCAAAUAACAGUUACGUUACAACAUGUUCAUUAUUGGAAACCUCCGUUAGGUUUCUAGUAUUUAUUAGCGGAAUUCCCGAAACGUUAUUUUGACAUGCUGUUCUAAACUACGUAGUAUUAAUGGUUUCAUUUGAAAAUCAAGUAUAUAAAUCAGAAUUAUGCAUUAAAAAGAUAUGGUGCUCGCCGGAUCAGAGCCAAACCUGUCGAUGUUUGAGUUUCAUGUACGUUACAUUCCUUGACGUCAUGUGUGUUCAGACAGAGCUGUUACCGGGAAUGCCCAGAUCCUACCCUUAUGUAAGUCAAUCGGUAAGAUGGCCAAUGUUGGCCUGUGGAAACAUUAAUUUCAUUAGACUUGUUUAUAAUAUUAUAAUGCACAUGUAUUAUUGAUUUAUUUUUAAAUUAUUCUUUUGUAAAAAAAAAUAUAUAUAUAAAUUUCAAUCGAUUGAUUAUCGAACAAAAUAAAAAGGAAGGUACCACUUCAAUUAAGACUUAAAUUAAAUUAAGUUACAUUAAAAUUUUAAUAUCCAAUCAACAAGGGGAAUAAAAAUGUUUCAAAUAUUUGUUUAAAUAUAUCGCUUAAGCCUGAAUGUUUACAUUUGCAUCAAGUAAAAGGGUAAUUUUUUAAGAAAUCUAAUUAGUAAUACAUAGUUUAGAGAUCAAGAAUACGAUAACUCCAGUAAUUUCAAAUGUAAAUUUUCAGAUUGUAGUAAGUAUAAGUUUAUGUUAUAGGUAAUGUUAAGUAUGAGGUUAUGUUAAGAAUAAGGUUAUGUUAAGUAGGUACAUGUAUUUGGUGACGUAAGGAAUAAGGGGAUGUUAAAAAAAAUAUAAGGUGAUUUACAAUUUAACUUGAUGUAAAUUAUUAGUUGAUGAAAAGUGUUAGGUUAUUUUGAGUGAAUUGUGAUGGUGCAAAGCAUGGUAAAUGCAGCAACAAAACUUAAUUACUAGCCAAAGAGCAGCAGUUGACAUUCGUGUGCCUUAGUGCAAUUAUUUAGUUUAUAUUUCUUGGAACAAUUGUUAGACACGUCACAUCAUCUAACUUCACAACUUAUAACACUGUGCGCUAUUCUAAAUGUAAUUUUAAGACACAUCACACCGUCUAAAAGUAAUUUUUCAACAACAAAAAAUAAUGUUUAUAAUGACAUAAAAUCCACAUUUGCUUACUUGUAUAAUAUUCCCACUUAGGCUUAGGGUAUGUUUGUGAGUUUUAACAAAUCAAUCUGUAAUAGUAAUAGCAAUAUAUAGAAGACGUUAAAAAAAAUGGGGUAGGGGAGGGACUAAAUUUAAAAAUACUUUACUUAGGGGCGUCAUAUUGUCAUUUGUCGUUUUAAGGAUCGUAACAUCUAGUACUUAUGACGGCUAAAAUGAAAUAACCGUAAUAUUAGGUUAGUUGAACAUAUUCUUGGGGCAAAAGUUCAGCAAACGGGAAUUCAACAACACUCAAAUCGGGUAUUCCCCGAAACUGCCUCGGGAGCUUUAUCAAAAUAAAUGUAAAAACAGUUUACUAAUUAUGGUAAUUUUUUUUCGUUUAUUAUUUCAUUCAUAAGUUAUAUGAUAUUAAUUUUACUCAUUUAUAUACACUAUUGUGAACAUGUUUACCAGUUGUUGCUUUUUUUUUAUUUUAUUUUUAUUUCAAAUAAUAUUUUCCCAAACAAAAUUGAUUUAAUUGGUUGAAUAUGCCUUAUGCGAUUGAUCAUAGUCAUAGCAUUUAUAAGGAUUUAUUUCAACUACAUUUAUCUGUGCGUCUCUUUAUUUCAGUCCAAUAUUCCACUUCUAGUGCACCCACUGUUAGUCUUUUCAUUUUUUGAUACUGAUACAUAUUUUUUUUUUAUUUUUUUAAUAUUUUAACGUUUUAACUUAUGACGUAAUUUAAAAAUCAAUUUAAGAAUGUGUACGAUUAUAUUUACGAUUAACACGGGUGUACAGAUAUUUUGAGGAGUGGGAUAUGAUUAAUAUUCAGUGGCUACAUUUUUCUGUGGUUGUGAUAAUAGUAUCUUUAAAUAAUUCAUUUUUUCCCUACUUCAAAAAAAAAGUGGAUAGAUUCACCUAACUAUAAUUAUUUUACUUAGAACCAUUCUGUCUUUAUAUAGGCCUACACAUAUUUCUUUUCAUUUAUGUUUUCUUCUCCACAACAUUGGUUUAUGCCAAAUACUUCAGUCAUAUGAGUGUUUAUUAUUUACGACAUGACACCACUAAGUCUGCUGGCACAGUGGUCCCUGGUUUUUUUUUCAAAUCCAAUACUUCUGUCCUAUGAUUGUUUCUUAAUAUAAGACAUGACACCAUGAGGUCUGCUGGCACAGCGGUCCCCAUUUACUUUAACGCAAUGGCCCCGUCGUACAAUUAUUUUUAAUACGGUGAACUCGUGCAACUUUCUAAAAGAAAUAAAGACUUUAGAGGCCUAACCCUCGUGAAAAAAGAAAUUGCUGGGACCCUUGCGUUGUCGGCAUGUCCUGGUCAAAUGGAGCAUUCGGUUUGUAAAAAAAAAUCCCUUUAUGUCUACCCGACCUUUAUAUUGCAUUGUUUUUAUGUAUAUAUAAACCAUAUUUACAGUUAUCAUCAAAUUAAACAUGAGAUUGUGCAAUUGCCUAACACUUUGAGAAAGACUGCAUUUCUAAUUAUAGAAAUAUGAUGCAAAUGGUUUUUGUCAAGUUUUUUUUUUUUUAAAAUCUAAAUCAUUAUUAAUUGUACAAAUUUUCAUUUUCAAACAUUCGUUAACUAAACAUUAAACUAAAUAACGAUUAAAUUUCAAUGCUUUCUUUAUUUCAGUUAUUUAUUUAUUUUAUUUUUGUUUGUAAUAUGGCUCAUCUUUACAUGCCAAAUUAUGGUAUUUAUGAGGAGUCGAUUAUGGUGUGAUGGAAUGGCUCCUGACUCAGUCCCUUAUAAACCGUACAGACAUCAAGAGUUAUGCCUACCAUUUGAGGGCAUUUUGACAUGUAGCAGCAAUAUUAGUAGUAAUAGCAAUAGUAGUAGUAGUAGCAGUGGUAAUGGUGAGACUUUGGGAAUUUCCGUUUGUCAAUUUGAAUUAUUGGAGACUUUGGGUAUUCCCGAUUUUAAAUGUAAUUAUCGGGGAAAACGCAUUAAUUUGGUGUAAGAACAGGUACCGGUAAGUAACUUUUUGUUAGUGCAAAUCGUAUUAUCCUUGCAUUUAUAUUUAUUUUAGUUAUUUAUUUGUGGGGGGGUGGUAGUCUUUUGAUCUUUUACUUAGUUAAUGACUACCAACAAAAUGUAACAAACUUCCUAAUCAGAUUUAUUGACUGAGACUCUAAGAACAUCUAAGAUAACUUCACUGACCUCAAAGCCAUGACAGUUGACAGUUGACCGGGUUGGCUGAAGGACACGACAACAGUAAAUAAGACAUGUUAACACAAGUGCAGACACGUAAAGGUUAAAUCGUUGUUGCUGUUUUUUUUUUUUAAUAUGGAUAACUGACCUGGUGAAAAUGCCAUAAUUACAGCCUGAUUAAGUAAGUUUAGUAAGGAAUUGAAAGAGAAUAAACUUUUGAAAUGCUGUACUGUGGGAAAAAUGACAUCGGGAUAGACAUGACAUCAUUUAACAUAAUAAUAUGCGUAUUUUAAUCAUAUGUCUUUAAUAUAUGGGGAUUAUGAAAAAUACUUUGAAAGAUUAACAUAAUCUGCUUUGUUGAUGAUUGCUCUCAUAUUGUUUAAACAAGAGGAAUAAUAAUUACAAAGUUUAUCUAACAGUUCAUGUACACUACAUCUGUAUCUAAAACAAAUUACUGUUAAAAAACGGAAAUCCCCAUUGUUUUGCAAAAUAAAAAAUUAAAAACUCCACACACAAACAAAAAGAGGUCAAUGCUCCUCACCCUAGGAAUCUGCGCCAAAUCUUGGACAAACAAAGUCAGACAAUGACAAUUAUUUUCAUAAGUAUGUUGUUUUGCUUGGUUGUCUUCCUUGUCUUUAUGUUCUUCUAGAACGGCGGUUCUCUACCCGUGGGUCGCGACCCAUUUGGGGGUCGCACGACCUAUUCCCAGGGUCGCCUCAGACCAUCUGAAAACACAUAUGCUCUACAUUUAUGAAGUAACAACGAGCAUAAUUUUUUGGCUGGGGGUCACCACAACAUGAGGAAUUCUAUUAAAGGGUCGCAGCAUUAGGAAGGUUGAGAACCAAUUUUCUAGACCUUGUUCCUCUUGUAUGUGUGUGUUUUUCUUGUAUGUGUGUGUUGCUCUUGAAUGUGUGUGCUACUCUUGUAUGUGUUUGUUACGCAUGUGUUUGUACUCCUGUAUGUGUGUGUGGCUCUUGAUGUGUUCCUCUUGUAUGUGUCUUUCUUGACUGUGUUACUCUAGAUCAGCGGCUCUCAACCUGUGGGUCGAGACCCCUUUGGGGGUCAAACGACCCUUACACAGUGGUCGCCUAAGACCAUCAGAAAACAGAUAUUUAUGAAGUAGCAACGAAAAUAAUUGAUGGUUGGGGGUCGCCAAAACAUGGGAAACUACAUUAAAGGGUCGCGAUAUUAGGAAGGUUGAGAACCUCUGCUCUAGAAAAUGAUCAUCCUGAAUAUAAGUGAGUGGGUAACCCAAAAAAAAGUAACUAUUUCAAAUGGAACUCCUCCUGGACAUUUUUUUAAAGCCUAACAUAACUUCGUGUACUGCCUAAGCGAGUCAACCUUUCAGAUAGCCACUUGCUAUCAUGCGACCUUAAACCAUAUCUAUUUCCGCUACUGUCCGUUUAAGCGGAAUAUCCAUUUUUUUAAUGGCAACAGCGUAAAAUAUAAUCAGUUUACUUCUUUUCAGGUUACUCCAGGAUUGACGUCACAGACUAUUAUUUAAUUGAGCUUUAACGCCUGACUUUCGAAAUACUCCACCAAGUAUACAAAGUAUACAAAGUAUAUACGUUGUUAGUUUUUAAAAUGGAUGCCAUCAACCCAUCAGCCCUUGCAGUCAAAGAAAGUCCAUGAGGAAUGAACAGCGCCAUCUUUCUUGUCGUCUUGAUUACGUCAAGUGCACGCGCUGCUGAGAACAUGCUGCUCGAAGACUGCGAUGUGGGAACGUGCGGAGAGGGCGAGAGAUUCGACGUCAAGCUGCGGGCCUGCCAGCCGUGCGAUCGGGACACGUACAUCGACAUCUCCAACCACAGCUGCGAAGACUGCAGAAACUGCACGCGAGCGGACCGGUACGACGGGGAAAUCGUUGUCGCCAACUGCACGGCUGUUGCCGACGCCGUGAUCGGUUGCCACCAUGGCUACUUCAUGGUGGUCAACCAUCUGGCAGAGAAGGACCUUUCUUGCGAAAUCUGCAAGCGGUGCAAUGCCGAGGAAGUUGUCGAACAGAAUUGCACCGAGCGGAACGAUACGGUCUGCACGAGACGUGAAUCGGCGGGACUGGAUGUAAGAAAUAGAGCAUCUUCAAACAACAUCCCUACAGUUAUAGUUGCUUCAGCGGUGGCGUUGGUGGCGGUCGUGAUUUGUUGUGUUUUCUUAAUCGCCGCAAGACGGCGCAUCAAAGCAGUUUGCAGAUGCGUUAAGCUCCCGUGCCUAAAGGAAAGAACAGAGCGUACAAUGCGAAAAGCAUUGAUGGAAAGUAAGUAGGCCUACGUAUAAAAGAUUGAACUUCAUGCUGAUUGUGAGACGUCAGCGAUUAAAAUUCUUAUCAAAUUAUAGUUGCUUUAAAAUUUAAGACAAUAAUUUUAUUUUAUUUUUGUGUAUUCUAGCUUUAAACGGCGAAUAAAAAUGGAUGAAUUUGUUCUGCUUGUAUUAACAUAGAUUAUUUGUUUCCUAUUGUUCGAUGUUCUAGGCGACAGUACACCAGAACUGUGCGAGAGUGCAAUCUAGACACAAGAAUUGUGCGGGAAAAAUCUGGACAACAGAACUUUGCGAGGGAGAAAUCUAGAUACCAGAACUGUGCGAUAGGGGAAUCUAGACAUCAGAAAUAUGCGAGAGUUAAAUCUAGAUAUCAGAAAUGUGCGAUUGUGAAAUCUAUAUAUCAGAAAUGUGCGAUUGUGAAAUAUAGACAUCAGAACUGUGCGAGAGUGAAAUAUACACAUCAGAAAUGUGCGAUUGUGAAAUCUAGACAUCAGAAAUGUGCGAGAGUAAAAUCUAGACAUCAGAAAUGUGCGAGAGUAAAAUCUAGCCAUCAGAAAUGUGCGAGAGUGAAAUCUAGACAUCAGAAGUAAGCGAGAAUGAAAUCUAGACAUCAGAAAUGUGCGAGAAUGAAAUCUAGACAUCAGAAAUGUGCGAGAGGGAAAUCUAUACAUCAGAAAUGUGCGAGAGUGAAAUCUAGACAUCAGAAAUGUGUGAGAGUGAAAUCUAGACAUCAGAAAUGUGUGAGAGUGAAAUCUAGACAUCAGAAAUGUGCGAGAGUGAAAUCUAGACAUCAGAAAUGUGCGAGAGUGAAAUCUAGACAUCAGAAAUGUGUGAGAGUGAAAUCUAGACAUCAGAAAUGUGUGAGAGUGAAAUCUAGACAUCAGAAAUGUGUGAGAGUGAAAUAUUUUGGUGGAUACAAUUUUUUAGGAAAACAUUCAAGACAAGAAAAAUAAAUAAAAUCAUGGGAGCUCAUUAAUUAGACAACAUCAUGGGAGCUCAUUUGUGAGACAACAUCAUGGGAGCUCAUUUGUGAGACAACAUCAUGGGAGCUCAUUUGUGAGACAACAUCCUGGGAGCUCAUUUGUGAGACAACAUCCUGGGAGCUCAUUUGUGAGACAACAUCCUGGGAGCUCAUUUGUGAGACAACAUCCUGAGAGCUAAUUGGGGAGACAAUAUCCUGAGAGAUCAAUGUUGAGACAACACCACGGGAUAUCAUUGGUGAGACAACGCCAAGAGAGAUCAUUGGUGAGACAACACUAUGAGAGAUCAUUGGUAAGACGACACAUAAGAGAUCAUUGGUGAGACAACACCGUAAGAGAUCAUUGGUGAGACAACACCAUAAGAGAUCAUUGGUGAGACAACACCGUAAGAGAUCAUUGGUGAGACAACACCAUGAUAGAUCAUUAGUUAGACAGCAUCGUGAGAGCUUAUUAGAGAGACAACAUUAUAAGGUUAACCCAAUCCGGCAAUACCUAUCAUCGUACGAUCUGAUGAUGUACGCUUUGCAAAUCUUUUGACAUGUCCAGCAAUGGUUUAAGAUUCAGGUAAAUUUGAUUGGGGGAAAAAAGGAAAAAAUACUUGACUAGAAAGAAGAGGUGUGUGGACUGAAAAAUGCUGUGACCAAAAUAUUUUAUUACAAUAGCUCAAUUAUGAUACUUUUUUUUUUUUUGGCUUUUGAAAAUUUUGAAAAAUAUUUUA
Messenger RNA from Lymnaea stagnalis (great pond snail), 8653 nucleotides. The record is from the annotation of a GenBank genome assembly. Lineage: Eukaryota; Metazoa; Mollusca; Gastropoda; Lymnaeidae.